UUCCCGCCCGGCCAGAGGCAGAGACAAGAGCCUAGAGACAGGAGCCUAGAGACAGACGCAGAGACAGAGGCACCGCAGAGGCGCCUCCUUGUAGUCCCCGUUUCCUCUCCGCUGCCCCCGUUAGCCCACGACAAGCUGGAGCGGAAGCUGCCGGACAGCGUCACUCGCGGGGGGUUGCUCCGCGAGUCGGUAUUCUCGGACUGGAGAGAUGGCACUGCGCUGGAAAACACCGAGGAGCUGCAGAAGAACGACCCGUUAGCGACGCAGAUAUGGAAGUUGUACAGCCGGACCAAGACCCAGCUGCCGAACCAGGAGCGGAUGGAGAACUUGACCUGGCGCAUGAUGGCCGUCAGUCUGCGAAAGGAAAAGGAGCGAGAACAGGCGCAGGCCAGGCUGGGACAGCAGAACGAGGAAGCCCAACGACCACAGGAGCCUGCUUCCGCUGCUGAGCCCAUGAACGUCGACUCGUUCGUGGCUCCAUCGUCCUCCAUCAGCUCGCCUACGGGCUUCUCUCCCUCGAUGAGUGAAGAUCCUUCCUCCCAGCAUGCCGUGGCGUCGGCAAUUCCUAUCAGGAAUGCAAAGGAGGAGCAAGAGGACUCUCCCAUGGGCAUCGUCAUGCCUGCCUCGUUCCCUCAUCAUCCGCAUGUUGGGACUCAGACCAGCGAGUUCGGCUAUGUCCAGCGCAGAGUCAGGAAGACCAGCGUUGACGAACGAAUCACUGAUAUAAUGAUACCUCAGGCCCGAAAACGACCAGCUGAGUCGUCUCCUCAUGUUCCCCCGGUGCAUGGAUUGAUCAUCUCCCAUGAUCCAGAUCCUGAUGCGGGCAUGACUGACUUCACUCUGGACCAUCACCACGGCCACAGUCAAAGUCAAAGUCAGGGCCAUCAUGGCCACAGCCACGGCCACGGCCAUAGUCACAGCUUUACCCUGGGAAGCCAUCCACCUCACCCUGCUCCUUUGAACCUGGAUCCCUUCCAUGUUGACGACGUUGCCAAUGCCCUGGACCAUCCAUCCUUCACCACCGGCUUCCAGCUCUCCCCCACAGAACUGUCCCAUAUCCAGAGUGGAGCGUUCUCCAACCUCUAUUCGCAUACCCCACUAGGCUCUUCCAUCAACUCUACCGAUUUCUUCUCCUCAACGGCCUCAGGCUAUCACUCGGCUGUCUCAACCCCCCAGCCAGGCUUCGAAAAGGACCACUCCGCCUCAUUCCAACACCCGGUAGGCUCAUUCCACUCACAUUCGCUCUCGAACCUUUCGGCCCCUGCAACAUCCCGGUACAUGUACCACCAUGCUGGCAACGACCACUCGUUCAACAUGGCUGGCAGUAGUGGAGCGUCCUCUGUAGUCAACCCGUCCGGAUUCAGCAUGCAACAGCAGCAGCAGCAGCAGCAGCAACCACACUUUAGCCCAUCUACCUGUCAGCCCAUGACUGACUCUUCUGCUCGGCCGUCAACCAGUCUGUCUUCGGCAAAGGGACAUGUGUUCAGCUUUGGCGGAGAUUCAGAUAAUGAAGAGGAUGCUGGAAACGUCUUUCUGGACCGUAACAUGGACCUGUCUGCGGACUUCAGCAUACUCGACGACGCUACUAUGAACUUUGGUUCGGGUAUGCAAUGGGAGGGAAGCUAUACCGGCUCCAUUAAUUCAAUGCCGUCCGCCCACAGCCAACCGUCGAAACCGCUAGUGAUGGGCGCAGGCGAUCUAGACGAGAGAAGCAGUGACUGGGCUCAGCUUGGAAGUCUAAACCGAACACACGGGUCAGCCGCGUCUGUAACCGAAUUGCGUAACCGCGAUCCAGAUCCGAGAAGGCAAAAGAUCCCUCGCACAAUAUCUACUCCAAACGCUACCCAGCUCCUUCGACAAGGGGGUGACAAUACCAACAGCAUCGCUGCUAGCAACAACGCAAACAACAGCGGCUUCAAAUCACCGCAUUCCCCCAGCUCCGGGCCUAACAGCAACUCCCCCUCCCGGCCUGCAAGUCCUGGCCCUGGUGCCACGAAGAACGCCGAACCCGCUGGUGCAACGACGUCGUGCUCCAACUGUUUCACGCAAACUACUCCCCUCUGGCGUCGUAAUGCCGAGGGCCAAUUCCUAUGUAACGCUUGUGGUCUGUUCCUCAAACUCCACGGCGUCGUACGGCCCCUCGCUCUCAAGACGGAUGUCAUCAAAAAACGCAAUCGUGGUGGAGGAAGCAACGUCGCUGCAGGCGCUGGAGCUAGAGCAGGCAAGAAGACUUCCCGCAAAAACUCCACCAACCAGACUUCUGUAUCUUCGGCCCCCAUCCCCACCCGGCCAUCGGCCCUGUCCCAGCCCCCGACUCCAAUCUCGAGCACGCCCUCCAGCACAGGAACCACCCCUACAUCUAGCUCUGUGCCUACAAGAACUACCGUGCCAAUAGCCGCUGCUCCCCCCAGACAACCUCUCCCCAUCACUUCGCCCGGCAGCAACGUCAACGUCACCCCUACCACAGCCUCCGGCACACCGUCACGACUCAUCCCAGGCCGGCCACGGUGUCUUGAUAAAUCGUCAGUCUCAGGGAUGUACGCCAAUGUCAGAAACCCUCCCGAGCAAGACUUGUCAGGCAGACAAAGAGUGACCCAGGCACCGCCACAGCAACCCCGUCAACCUCCAGCAGCAUUCAACCCAGCUCACCACAGUUUGGCGGCUGGCGCAACAAGAACUAACAGCCAGGAAUGGGAAUGGUUGACCAUGAGCUUGUAG
Molecule: messenger RNA, 2718 nt
Organism: Trichophyton verrucosum HKI 0517
Lineage: Eukaryota; Fungi; Ascomycota; Eurotiomycetes; Onygenales; Arthrodermataceae
Product: GATA transcriptional activator AreA
Exons: 3
Biological process (GO): negative regulation of transcription by RNA polymerase II; positive regulation of transcription by RNA polymerase II
Molecular function (GO): DNA-binding transcription factor activity, RNA polymerase II-specific; zinc ion binding; RNA polymerase II cis-regulatory region sequence-specific DNA binding
Source: RefSeq, a predicted model, not a curated record